UCAGUUCGUUGGAGUCUUUCGUCGCGAAGGCAUCUCGCAGUCGUCUCGAUUUCUGUGUCUCGUCGGGCAUCCUUUCUGGAUCACUCAGUGUGCGAAGGCGUGCGUGGUGGAAAGUCAAGUGACAGUUGGGAAAAGUUGCUGGACAAUUUGCUGGGCGAGAGAGUUGUGUGGAAUCCAAGAUUCCCAGUGGAUUGUGAGUGAGUUUUGUGGAGAGGAGUUUCUCAAGCUCGUGACGCCACUCUGUGUCAAUAGAUUUUUAAUAUAUUCAAGAGUUGGUGUUGCCGUGAAAAAAGGAAGGUCUCCCCAUCAGAUUCGCGCACAAGUGAUUGUGUGUUUGCACUGGUGAACGACCAAGUCGCGCACACAUCAAGUGAACCCAUAUGGAGCUGGAAUUAAAGUGAUUUUCUGGGUAGCCUGUUCAGAAGCACAACAGCCAGUGGAUGAGAGUCUGCUAUGGUCGGACAGUUGGAGUAGAAUCCUGGAGAACUGUGUUGUGGCGCGCGUGCUGUAUGACGAUUGACAAUGACAUCGAGCUAUGAGCGGAUCAAGUCGGAGUGCAAAAAGAAAAACCAACUCUGGGAGGAUCCGGACUUUCCGGCAGUGCAGACAUCUGUUUUCUACCAUCAAACGCCACCGUUCACAUUCCAAUGGAAGCGGCCGCAGGAGAUCAUGGCGCAGCCCGUCUUCAUCAACGACUCCAGCACACACUUCGACAUCACGCCCGGAAAGAUGGGUGAUCGAUGGCUCGUCUCGUGCCUGGGCGUGCUCUAUUUGUCCAAGGGACUCUUCUAUCGCGUCGUUCCGGCGGAUCAGAGUUUCGAGUCGCCGUACUUCGGUGUGUUCCGCUUCCGGCUGUGGUGGUGCGGCGAGUGGGUGGAAGUUCUAGUCGAUGAUCGAUUACCAACGAUAAAUGGCAAGCUGGCCUUCCUGCAGGCGCAGAACACCAACAGCUUCUGGCCGGGGCUGCUGGAGAAAGCGUACGCGAAGCUGCACGGCAGCUACGAGGCGCUCAAGUACGGCACGCUCCUGGACGGCCUGGCCGAUCUCACGGGCGGCAUCACCGAGUCCAUCCCCAUCCGGGCAGAGAACGUGCCCAUCCGACCCGCCAUCAUGUACAGCCUCCUGGACACCACGAGCAUCGUGACAUGCACUGUAAAUAGCAGCACCAACACGGCGCAGAUCCGCAACCAGCUGGAGAAGCUGCCCAGCGGCGUGUGCGUGGGCAGCAACUAUCGCCUGUGCUCGCUGGACAAGGCGGAGACGCUCAUGGGCGACUCCGUGCAGCUGGUGCGCCUCCGCGAUCCCAUGUCGCUGGGCAACUUCGGCAACGGCGGCGGCUACAACGGCGACUGGUCGCCGCUGUCCAACUCGUGGGAGCGCGUGUCCGUGCAGGAGCGCGACCGCCUGCUGGGCCAACUGGACGCGGGUGACUUCUGGAUGAGCUUCGCGGACCUCACGCAGAUCUUCACGCACCUGGAGUGCGUGCACCUCGACUCGGACACGGCGCGCGACGAGCCGUCGCUGUCCGACAAGUCGCGCAAGUGGCUGAUGCGGAUGUACCAGGGCGCGUGGCGGAAGGGCGUGACGGCGGGCGGCUGCCGCAACAACCCGGACUCCUUCCAUAUCAAUCCGCAGCUGCAGCUGUUCCUCAACGAGAAGGAGGACGUGAUCAUCUCGCUGAACCAGCACAGCGUGAUGGAGCCCAAAGUGAUCGGAUUCACGCUGUACAAUUUGAGCACGGUGCAGAGCAAGAUCUCAGAGUGCCUCCCAAAGUCCUUCUUCAAGAAACACAAGAGCCUCCAGAACUCACAGUACACCAACUCGCGCCAGAUCAGCCAGCGCUGCUGCCUCGACGCCGGCCGAUACCUCAUCAUGGCCACCACGUUCGAGCCUAUGGAGGAGUCGGCCUUCUCCGUGCGCGUGCUGGGCAUCACCAUUCGCCUGUCGCUGCUGGAGACGCAGACCAUGCUCCUGCUGGAUCCCUUUCCGUCGCUCAACGCCUCGCAGAAGAUUCAGGCUGAUCUCAGUGGCAGCGGAACGGCGCAGUACGAGCCCGUCUUCCUGCAACUCGCUGACGAUCACAAAACCAUCAACUGCUAUGAUCUCCAAGAGCUCCUGGAAGCAUGCCUGCCAAAUGACUACAUCAAGUCCUGCGCGAGCCUCGAUGUUUGUCGUCAAGUUGUGUGUCUCAUGGAUAAGACCAACCGCGGCAGGAUCACCUUCAACGACUUCAAGGUGUUCAUGGUGAAUCUCAAGUCCUGGCAGGGUGUCUUCAAGAUUCACACCAAGGAGAAGUCCGGCAUCCUGCGCGCUGAACGCCUGCGAGACGCUCUCUAUGACGUCGGCUUCCAGCUCUCCACGGAGAUCCUCUCAAUUCUGGUGCUACGCUACAUGCGACGCGACGGAACGUUGCGUCUCGGCGACUACGUGUCUGCUAUUUUACACCUCACAAUGGCAUUCGAGAUCUUCAAAGUCAAGGACCUCAAUCAAGACGGUGUCAUCAAACUCGGUCUGGCGGAGUGGAUAAAGUCCGCCCUAAUGUGUUGAGCCACUCCACGAUCGUGCUCUCUUCUCUA
Messenger RNA from Phlebotomus argentipes, 2576 nucleotides. It is a transcript of the gene CalpC, whose product is annotated as calpain-C. Gene Ontology annotation, cellular component: cytoplasm. The coding region runs from base 523 to 2547 and encodes 674 amino acids. The transcript has 6 exons. Gene Ontology annotation, molecular function: calcium-dependent cysteine-type endopeptidase activity; calcium ion binding. Lineage: Eukaryota; Metazoa; Arthropoda; Insecta; Diptera; Psychodidae. Gene Ontology annotation, biological process: proteolysis. The record is from RefSeq and is a predicted model, not a curated record.